Messenger RNA from Chelmon rostratus (copperband butterflyfish), 3149 nucleotides. RefSeq names its product TAF3 RNA polymerase II, TATA box binding protein (TBP)-associated facto (gene taf3). Gene Ontology annotation, cellular component: transcription factor TFIID complex. The record is from RefSeq and is a predicted model, not a curated record. Gene Ontology annotation, molecular function: protein heterodimerization activity. The transcript has 7 exons. Bases 183 to 2996 code for a protein of 937 amino acids. Lineage: Eukaryota; Metazoa; Chordata; Actinopteri; Chaetodontiformes; Chaetodontidae.
UCGAUGGAAUCAAGAUGGCGACUCUGGCGAAAGCGCCAAUAUAUUUACUGAAGUAGAUGUCCAAAAUUGACCGCGGUAGCGGGUUUUCUCAAGCCCCUCGGGGGUUCAGUGAAACAUGAAGACCGGGAGCAUGUUUUGGAAGAGGAAGUGACCGGAUUUAAUACCGUAACAAAGUCAGCGAGAUGUGCGAGAGCUAUGCCCGCUCGCUGCUGCGUGUUUCGGUGGCGCAGAUCUGCCAGGCUCUUGGCUGGGAUGCGGUUCAGCUCACUGCGUGCGAUCUGCUGUCCGAUGUGCUGCAUCGAUAUAUCCAGCAGUUAGCCAGGGCCUGCCAUCGGUACUCUGAGCUCUAUGGAAGAACAGAUCCAGUCCUGGAUGAUGUCAGUCAGGCCUUCAGGCUGCUGGGGGUGAGUCUGAGUGAACUGGAGGACUACGUCCACAACCUGGAGCCUGUGGCCUUCACCCAUCAAACACCACUCUUUCCUGUUAGCAAAAACAAUGUGCUGCAGUUUCCCCAGCCUGGAGCCCGAGAUGCAGAGGAAAGGAAGGAUUACAUUCCAGAUUAUAUGCCACCCCUCGUCUCCUUACAAGAAGAAGAAGAGGAGGAAGAGGUCCUUGCUGACAUGGGCACCUCAGCUGAAGCUAUGCAGGUGGCACUGGAAGAGGAUGAAGAGGAAAUGGACGAAGAUGAGACGGUCAACGAUGAGAACCACCCACUGAAGCGGCACCUGGAUAGUCCUGAUGCAGCUAUGGGCAUGAUGCCCACCUCCAAGAGACCACGCAUGUACCCUGGCCUCAGCCCAGAAUGGGGCGUUGAGCCGCGGGAGCCCCUUACCUCUCUCAACCCUCAACGUGUUCCCCCAGGCAUGCUGCCUUCUCAUGAUAGCCUUGACCCCCUCUCACCUGAAACACCUUCUGGAGCCCUGCCUUCCUUCAGACCUCUGCCAGUAGUACCAAAACACUCUGAUCAAAAGGGCCUCACCACUCCAGGUAGAAAGCCCAAGGUCUCAUCCCCUGGCAGACAACGGACUAAGUCUCCAAAAGGGGUCAUUCCUGUUCCAGUGGGUGGUAGUCCCAUCCAUUCUCCAAAACCGUCUAAAGAAAGGAAGAAAUCCCCAGGAAGAACGAAGAGUCCUAAAAGCCCCAAGAGCCCAAAAAUGGGCACAGCCAAAGCAUCCCAACCCCAGAGCAAGACAGAUGCUGUGCAUAAGCUACCGCUGUCUGCGCUAAGCGAGAGGAUGGGAAAAGAGAACAUCCACAUGCGCCUGAAUCUGGAGGAGAGAGAGUUAGCUGAGGGCCCCUUCAAGAAAAUAGAGCCUGAUAAUACCGCUAUUGAUGACUCCAUUGACGCUGUGAUUGCCCGAGCGUGUGCUGAGCGGGAGCCUGAUCCUUUUGCUUUCUCCUCGGGCUCUGAUUCGGACAGCAAUGGAUUCUCCAGCCCCAGGAGGCUGACCAUCAUGGAGCCGUCUACACCUAAACUCCUGAUUGGGCCGAGCAACUCUAUAAAAGACACGUCAACACCACUCCACCUACAGGCGCACACCGGCAUGGGAAAUUGGACUAUGGAUGAUUCAAUCAAUGAGGUGAUCCGAAAGGUCAACCAGGGGGGUCCAUCCGCACCUCCGCCAAACCAAGGAGAAUACGUGUCCUCAGGAUCAGCCUCACCACCUACUCCUGAACCUCUGCUCAAGGUGUUUGAGGAGAAGAGCAAGAUUGUGUCAUCAGUUGAUGUGAAGAAAAAGCUGAAGAAGGAGCUAAAAACUAAAAUGAAGAAGAAGGAGAAAGACAAGCCGAAAGAAAAGGACCGGGAAAAGGACAAGGGCAAACUCAAAGAGAAGAACAAGGAUAAGAACAGGGAUAAAAACAAGGAGUUUUCCAAGGAUGGCAAGAUGCCCUGGAAGGAGUUUGGACUGAAGGAUGACGAACUCUUUGUUCAGCGAGACUUUGCUCUGCCUGAGGGCUCCAUCAAAAUAAAAUCCAGAGAUGGAGAUGGCCCUAAGAAAGAGAAGGAGAAACACAAAGACAAAAAGAAGGAUAAGGAAAAAAGCAAAAAGGACAAAGACAAGAGGGACAAGGGUAAAGACCGGAGCAAGGAGGACAGGCAGAAACAAUCUGCGUUGGCCCCCUUUGCUCUAGGUGAAGUCCCACCACUGUUCAGCCCCUCUGCCUGCCUGCGCAUUCCCUCCAUGCUUCCUCCUUUGGCCCCGAUCCUCCAAGAUAAGGACGUAAAGAGCAAGGAGAAGGACAAGAAGAAAGACAAGAAGGAGAAGAAGAAAAAGAAAGAUAAGGAGAAGGAUAAGGAGCGAGAGAAGGCCAAAGAAAAGGAGAGGGAGAAAGAAGAGAAGAGGAAAGAAAAGGAGAGGGAAAAGGAGAAACGAGAAAAGGAAAAAGAGAAAGAAAAAGAGAGAAUUCGAUUGGAGAAGGUGAAAGUAGACACUCCAGCAGCUUUACCAUCUCCAGUCAUCCCCAGACUGACGCUCAGGGUGGGAGCAGGCCAGGACAAAAUUGUUAUCAGCAAAGUGGUUCCAAAUUCAGAGCCCAGGACGCCAACACCCAAGACCCCUGCCACCAAGUCUGGACCUGGGAAUCGUCCUCGGACGCCCCCGCCACCCCCAAUACUCUCCCCAGUUGUACCAAUUCUGCCCCCGCCGCCUUCUCCACUUCCACCAGCUCCUGCACCUUCGUCGUUGCUCUCUCCCGCCCCUAUGCUCUCUCCUGCCGCGUCCCUCAGAACUCCAGUCCGCAGCGUGGUCACUGAGACCGUCAGUACCUACGUGGUUCGAGAUGAAUGGGGAAACCAGAUCUGGAUUUGUCCUGGAUGCAACAAACCUGAUGAUGGCAGUCCCAUGAUAGGAUGUGAUGACUGUGAUGACUGGUAUCAUUGGCCUUGUGUUGGGAUCCUUACAGCCCCUCCCGAGGACCAGCAGUGGUUCUGUGUUAAAUGUUCCAGCAAGAAGAAGGACAAAAAACACAAGAAAAGGAAACACAAACUGCAUUGAGGCUAUGCAAAAAGCACAUAUUUUGGACUUUUUUGGACUUAAAGCCAUCACUGAACACUCGUGGCACUGCUGUAAAAUUAAAAAAAAAAAAAGAAGUUUAAAAUUGUGGCUGAUACUAACAUCUGAUGAUUUUUUAAUGAUGUCAGCCAUGAU